AUGGAGGAAGAUUAGAGUAAAUAGAGUAGUGAGAUACAAAUGAAACGGACAGAAUCUUAGGCAGGGGUAUUAGACAUAUAACCGCCUUAGUUAGGUAUAGAGUAAGAACAUCAGCAAGUGCCAGAGGUAGAUUAAGAAGAUGAUGAUUGUAAAUAAGAUUAUUGAUAUAUAUAAAAUUAGAAAUAGUAUAGACUCAAGUAGUAUAGGGAGAUUAAUAAGUAGUUUCAAAGAAUGGUACAUAGAAUGGAACUAAUUCAUAAUCUAAUAUUCAUUAAUCAGCGAUAAUAAAUGAACGGGUAUAAGAAAUGUUGGCAAAAUCAGUAAUAUAAGCUCCAUUGCCAGAUGAAGCAGAUGAAGCCAAAGAAGAACCAUAAAAUCCUAUAUUAGAUUUAAUAGCAGAUGAUUAUUAUCCACCAGAGGAUUGGUAAGUAUAAAAUUAAGAAGAGAUACAACCAGUCAUUCAUCCAAACACAAUUUAAUUCCAUGAUUGCUUUGGAAUGGAUUCAAAUAAAAAAAGUAAUUUAUGGUUGAUAGAUUCAUAAACAUUUGUGUAUGCAAGUAGUAUCAGUUACCAUUUUUAUAAUUUCGUAUAAGGAACUAAUGAAAUAUUUUUUAGUAGAGAUGGAGGCGGUAUUGGUAGUGUUGCUGUUCAUCCUUCAAGAAAAUACUAUUCUGUUGCAGAAAAAGGAACAUUCCCUAAUGUUUAUAUUUAUGAUUUGACACAUCGAUUAUAUAGAGUAUUAGAAAAAGGAACUGAAAGAUCAUAUUCUAAUUCUAUAUUCUCUAAAGAUGGUGAUAAAUUUGCUACUGUUGGUUCAUCACCUGAUUAUUAAAUAUGUAUUUGGGAUUGGAAAUAAUAAAAGAUACUAUUAAAAGCUAAAGCAUUUUCAUAAGAAGUAUACAAAGUUGGAUUCUCAGAAUAUAAUGUGAAUUAAUUAGCCACUAGUGGAAUGGGUCAUAUUAAAUUUUGGAAAGUUGCUGAAACAUUUACAGGACUUAAAUUAAAAGGGGAAAUUGCUAAAUUCGGUUAAGUUGAAUUAUCAGAUGUAUAUGCAUUUUAUCCAUUUCCAGAUGGCAAAGUAUUAAGUGGAACUGAAUAUGGUCGUUUAAUACUUUGGGAAGGAAAUGUUAUCAAAGUAGUCAUCGGAAUCUCUGAAGAAGAACCUUGUCAUAAAGGUGCUAUUGAAUCUAUAUUCUUAUAUAAAGAUUGUAUUGUUAGUGGAGGUAAAGAUGGAUUCCUUAGAUCUUGGAAAUUAACUGAAUUAGAUUAAGCUGAAGGAGAUGAUUAGCUUAAUUAUUUUACUUAACCAAUCAAAUCAUUAGAAUUAGUAGAUGAUGGAGAAAAUGCUCAGAUUAUUUAAGUUGUUACAGAUGAACAUUUCUGGCUUAUUGGUGAUUAAGGAGGUAGAGUUUGGAGAGUUGAUUGGGAAACUGGUAAAAAAGAAAUUGUAUACAGAAAUAAUUCUGGUCCUUAUCUUGAUCUUGCACCUUCUCCAUAAUUAAAUGCUGCUAUUACUGUUGGUGAUGAUGGAGCAAUCACUUUAUGGGAUUACGUUAAAAGUGAAUAAACUUAUAAACGUAAAUUUGCUAAAAAAGCUACAUGCAUUUAAUGGAUGCCUUUCACUAUGACUAAUAAGGGUAGAGUUGUUGUUGUUGGAUAUAGUAAUGGAAUUGUUAGAUUUCUAUUACUCAAUUAAGAAAACUUUGUUUUAUUAAAUGUAUAAAAAGUACAUCCUAAUCCUAUACAAAAAAUUAUAGUCUCCAGUAAUACUAAUUAUGUUGCUGUCUUAUCCAAUAAAGGAGAAAUAUUCUUUCUCAAAUAUUCCGAUUCCAAUAUAUAAGAUAUUCAAGCAUAUUGCUUAUGGGAAACCAAAUUAAGCAUCAAUGAUUUCUGUUUUGAUAAAACGGGAACUAAAGUCAUGAUGGCAUGCAAAGAUGGAUACUUAUAUCAAGCUCUUGUACCUAAUGAUGUAGAUAAUAGUGAAAAUUAUUUACAAGAAUUUAAUGCUACUAAAUAUUUAGUUAGAAUGAUGGAAUCUUAGAAACCAAAGAAAGAAGAUCUUGAUUUAUAGUUUUUAAUGAAACUCAAAGAUGAUAAGAUGCCAGAUGUAGAAUGGGAUCCUGCUAGUAUAAUGAAUGUUGUUUAUUAUGGAGAUAAGAUAUUAUGUACGGCAGAAGGGAAAUAUUUGGGAUGUUGUUACAUUAUUGAUUUAAAUAAAGAUAGACCUAUAGAAAUGAUUCCUAUAUAGAAAAUGCAGACUUUUCAUAUAGAUUAUAAAGAUGAUGUAUUAACAAUUGGUUAUAAAAAUGGGUAAUGGGAUAUUCGUCAUAAGACUGAUUUUAAUAAAUAGAUUAAUAAAUAAUCUCAUGAUAUGGAUUAUGGACGUGUUCGUAAAGUUAGUUUGACUUUUGAUAGAAGUGGAGUAUUGAGUGUUAGUGAUGAUGGAACAUUUUAUGUUUACAAGAUAGAUUUUCAGAGUUUCUUGAUGUAAUUGAGUGGAAAUGAUGUAACAGAUUUCUAAUAUUCUGAAUUUACAAUGGGAAUAAAUAGUGGAACAUUUGCUGAAGAAAUAGCAUUUGAGGAAUCGUAGGAUAUUUUGGAUGAUACUAUAUAUUCAAUUUAACAAGCAAAAUUAUUGGCUGAAGAAGAUAAUCGUAGAAAUGAGGCAAAUAAGAAGAAGGAGACAGUAAAAUCACGAAUUUUGCAAUUAAGAGAAUAAUUUUCAUAAGUGAGAUAGAAAAAUUAAACAUCUGAGGAUGCUGCAAAAUUAACAGAAGAUGAAUUAUGUGUUGAUCCUGAGUAUAAGUAGAUGUUAUUGGAUAGAGUUGCUGAAGAUGUAGAAGAAACAAGAUUAGAAUUAGAAUGGGAUAGAACUUUAGCAAAAAUGAAGGCAGAUAAAUUAAAAGCCUAUAUGAUAGAGGAGCUUGAAAUAGAUAAAUUUAUGGUUAAAGGAUUUAGAAAUUAAGCUUCUGUAUAAACAUUUAAAGUCAAAAAAUUAAGCAAUUUUCUUAUUGAAUAAUUAAAGGAAACCUAUAGAUUGAUUGAGGAAGAACGAAAGAAUUAAGAAAAUUAACCAUAAAUUGAAAAUAAGACUUAAGAGAAAAUAUAAGUUUAAUCUUAAGUUAAAAUCACUGCUGUAGAUAUGAAAGAAGAACAAUAGAAGGCAACAGUUUAAUAAAUGGAUCCUGAUUAAAAAGUACCUUAGGCUAAAUUAGAAAGAGAAAGAUUACGUUAAGAAGAAGAAAGAAUUAAGAAAGAAUAAGAAUUAUUAGAAAAAUCUAAACCUAUUGAAUUAGCAAAACCAGAAAAUGCUCCAGAUAUUUAAGAAGCUAUUAAAUAAUAUGGUGAUUAUAAAUUAAAGAGUUCACCUAAUUAUGAAGUACCAGAUAAUUAGAGAAUGAAUGUGAGCAAAAAAAGAAAACAUAUGUAUAUGUUAGAAGAAUUCAUAUAUAAUACUAAAUUAAAAUUCAAUUAACAAUUAUUAAAUUUAAAAAAAAGAAAAGGAAAUCUAAUUGAGAAAAUUAAGAAGUAUAAUUAAUAAAUUAAGAAAAUCAAUGAAUAAUUAGGUAAAUAAGAACAAUUGUUUUAACCAGACAUCGAUAAAGAAUUGGAAGAUCCUCACAGUUUUAUGGAAAUUAGUGAUGAACAAAUCAAUGAAUUUAUUAGUAAAUUGUAAUAGUAAUAAUAAAAAAAAGAUGAAUAAAAGAGAAUUGCUCCUGCUUAAAUUUCAAAACCAGCUGAAUAAAAUUAAAUUAAAACUAGAAAAGGAAUAAGAGUAUAAUAAUCAAGUCUUGAAGAGGAAAUGAAGACUAUUCAAGAUAUGGUAUUAAAUGCAGAAAAAUAGAGAAUGAUUGAGGAAAUGUAGGAUGAGAUUAAUUAAUUUGAUAAGGAUGUGGUUAAGUGUCAAAAUGAAAAAAAUGUACUUGAAAGUGAUAUGUUGAUAGCUUAGAUGAAAUUAGUAACAUAUUAUUAAGAAUUGAUUAUUUUAGAAGAUAUGGAAGAUUUCGAUAAUAAAUUAAUAAAAGAAGUUUUGGAUUUUAAAAAGGAAAAGUAGAAUUUGGAAUAAUAAGUAGAGAAGAUCUUAGAGAAUCUUGCUACAUUAUAAAAGAAGGAAUAAUAAAAUGAUAAAGAUUUGAUAGAAUAAUUGAAAGCAUGGAAAGAAUUGGUUCAUCCUGAUGAUGAAUAGAAGCGAAAUAAAAUUCAUGAUUACUAUCGUAAAAAAUUUAAAAGAGAGAUGUUGAAGAGAUUGAAGAAACAAUAAGAGAAAGAACACUCUGAUUCUGAGGAGAAUGAAGAUGAUGAAGAAAAUGAGGAUGAUAAUGAUGAUGAUAUUGUAUCUGAUGAUGAUGAAGAAGAAAAGCCUGAUAUCUCUCCUGUAGAGUAAGAUCCAAAAGUUAGAGAUGUUAUUGAGAAAAUCUGUGGUUUGGAAGAAUAAUAAGAUAAUUUCAAAUAGGAAAAAAUACAAAAUGAAUAAUAAAAGUCUAAAUUAGCCAAUAAAAUAGCUUAGAAUGAUAUUUAUUUAAAGAGAGCUAAUGAUGAUUUAACAUAAUAUCAAAGAAAGAAAUUAUAAAGAGUUAAUCAAUUAGAUGUAAGUUUUGUAUUAAAAUUAUCAUAAGUUUAAAAUCUUAAUGAUUAAAAAUAAUUACCUAUUGAUCUCAAUAAAUCUAUACUAUUUACAGAAUAUGAUUUUUUUAAACUUUGUAAAAGAGUUGUUGAAUUGAAACAUGAAUAAGGAAAAAUAACUAAAUAAAAAGCUUAAAAGGAUAAAACUAAGAAAAUGUAAGAAAAGGAAAUUAAAUUAAAAGAUCUGAAAAUAGAGGAUUUAAAUAAAAAAUAUGAAGAAAAACAUAUGUUAAAAUUUGGAGAUAUUAUUGAUCUUAAAAUAUUGGAUGCUUUAGAACCUACAAAGGCAGUUUUAGAUAUGAGAGCAUAAUUCAAUUAAGAAGAAAAAGAAGCUUAAAGAAAAGUUUCUAGAGCUAAAGAAGAAUUAUCAAAAGUGAAAUAAUAAUUAUUAGAAGUCAAACGAGAGAAUACUAAAAUUUUUACAAAUAUAACUAAAUUAGGCAAAUAAUAAAUGGAUUUAAGUAAAAAAUUAACAUCAGGCAACAAACAAUUAUUUAAAGGAGAUAAUAAAGAGAAACGAUCAGAUAUGGAUAGUGAUAGAUAAAGUUUAGAAGAUUUAGUCAAAUUUUUGGGUAAGGAAAUAGAAGACCUUAAGAAUGAGAUUGGUUUAUAUAAAAAGAAAGGUAUUAAAUUGAAAUAUAAAAAUAGGUGGUCAUAUAUAUACAAGUAUUACAUAAACAAAUUAAAACUUUGUUUAAAGAUGAUAUAUAAAUGCAAUUAUUAUAAAAAG
Messenger RNA from Paramecium sonneborni, 5354 nucleotides. Lineage: Eukaryota; Ciliophora; Oligohymenophorea; Peniculida; Parameciidae. The record is from the annotation of a GenBank genome assembly.